Messenger RNA from Musa acuminata AAA Group (dessert banana), 2304 nucleotides. RefSeq lists its product as uncharacterized. Gene Ontology annotation, molecular function: protein binding. NCBI's taxonomy places the organism in Eukaryota, Viridiplantae, Streptophyta, Magnoliopsida, Zingiberales, Musaceae. The record is from RefSeq and is a predicted model, not a curated record. The transcript has a single exon. The coding region runs from base 33 to 1916 and encodes 627 amino acids.
AGAGAGAGAGAGAGAGAGAGAGAUAGAGAACGAUGAUGGCCAUGAACAGCGGGAGAGGAGGCGGUGGUGGCGGAGGAGGAGGAGCAAAGGGAAUAGUGGAGGAGGGGGAGCUGUCGCUGCCGAUCCUACUGGCCGAGCGGGUGGCCACGGCCGCCCGCGAGGCGGAGUCGUUCAAGUCGGAGUGUACCGACGCGGGGAAGAAGGCGGACCACCUCGCCGGCCUGCUUCGCUCCGUCGCCCGCGUCGCCGCAUCCGCGCCUGCCCCCUCCUACGACCGCCCCGUUCGCCGCAUCCUCGCGGAGUCCUCCAAGACCCUCGACCGCGUCCUCGCCCUCGUCCGCCGCUGCCGCCGCGCCGGCCUCCUCCGCCGCGUCGUCACCAUCACCACCGGCUCCACUGACCUUCGCAAGGCCUUCGCCCUCCUCGACGCCUCCGCCGCCGAUCUCCGCUGGCUCCUCUCCAUCUACUCCGACGAAGACGGCGGCGGCGGCGGAUUCGCCAUCAGCCUGCCACCCAUCGCCAGCACCGACCCCAUCCUCGCUUGGGUCUGGAGCUACGCUGCCACCGUCCAGUCCCCCGCCCGGUCCCCCGCCGACCGCGCGCACGCCGCCCAGGCCCUCGCCUCCCUCGCCCUCGACAACGACCGCAACAAGAAGAUCAUCCUUGAGGAGGGUUGCGUGCCGCCGCUCCUCGCUCUCCUCCGCGACGGCCCCGCCGUCGAGUCGCAGAUCGCGGCGGCCGUGGCUCUCUCCAACCUCGCCAACGCCGCCGACAACGUCUCUGUCAUCCUCAGCGAGCUCGCCGUGCCCGUCAUCGUCCAUGUGCUCUCGGAUUCCCGCAUGCGCCUUCAGACCCAGGUCGCCGGCCUCGUAUCCCGCUUAGCCGCCCACCACCCCUACGCGCAGGAGGAGUUCGCCCGGGAGAACGCCGUCCGCCCGCUCGUCUCGAUCCUCUCCUUCGAGGUGCCCCUCGACGAACUCCGGCCUUCGCCAAAAAAGCCCUCGAGCAUCCACUCCCUCGUUAAGGGAAUGGGGGUGCCAUCCACCGGUAAUUCCAGCCUUAGCGGCGACGGCAGCAGUAGCAGCAGCAGAAGCUCAUCUCUGUUGCGGGACUACUACCAUCACCACCGCAAGGACCGGGAAAACGAGAGCCCCGAGGUGAAGCUCGCGCUCAAGGUCGCCUGUGCCGAAGCUCUCUGGAUGCUCGCCAAAGGCUGCCUUUCCAACUGCCGCAAGAUCACCGAGACCAAAGGCCUCCUCUGCCUGUCCAAGAUCAUCGAGCUCGAUAAAGGCGAGCUGCUGCACCACUGCAUGAUGGCCAUGAUGGAAAUUGCAGCCGCAGCCGAAAUUGACGCGGAUCUCCGGCGCUCAGCCUUCAAGAUGAACUCCCCAGCUGCCAAGUCAGUAGUGGAGCAGCUCAUUCGAGUGGCGCAGCAGGGGAGUAGCAUUGUUCUUCAGAUCGCAGCUAUCAAGGCCAUUGGCUGCUUGGCAAGAACCUUUCCCGCAAAAGAGACCAAGGUUUUGAGCCCACUCGUGCUCCAGCUCGGACAUUGGAAUCCAGAGGUAGCGGCUGAAGCUGCCAGGGCUUUGGGGAAGUUUGCUGAACCAGACAAUUUCCUCUGCGUGGAGCACUCGAAAACCAUCAUAGAGUUCGCUGCGGUGCCAGCGCUGAUGCGGCUGCACCGGUCAGGAGAGAAGGCACAGCUGCCGGCAGUAAUCCUUCUCAGCUACUUGGCAUUGCACGUUCCUAAGAGUGAAGCUCUGGAACGUGCAAAGGUCUUGGGGGCUCUUCAAUCAGUUGCCCGCAGUCCACUGGCGCAGGAUCCGUCUCUAAGGGAAUUGCUUCCUAGGGCUAUCUACCAACUUGAGCUUUAUCAGGUUGGAUUGCAUGCUGACAGACAGUCGUAUGAAGUGUGAGCUCUGCUGUCACUGUUCCGCAUUUCUUCCUUCUUGCCAAAUAUUACUUCACUAUGCAUGACCCCAAUUCAGAAUGAUUUCUAUGGAUUCUUUCCGAUCUGAAAAUGAUGUAUCAUACUGUUGUGCUUCCUUUUACUGAGCAAUUGGCUGCGGGUCUGAAGAUUCUGAGACAGGUUUAGUGGAUGGUUUCUGGAUCUCAGGGCAUUCAAAGUAGAGGUUGAAGGCACCGGAUGAUGUCAUUUGUAUUUACGGAUAAAGAUUUGCGGCUGUUUGUACUAGUGAAAGUUUGAUGCAACAGUUCGCCAAGAUUAUUAUUUCUCCUCAGUGCUUUUCAUUUGUACAAGCAAUUUCACAAAUUAAUUGUGCUACAACUCAUGGUUGAUGCUUC